AUGGCUGCACGCAAGGAACGCAGCAUUGCAAAGGACACAAUUUUCGGUUUUGUUGUUGACUAUGAUGAAGUAAAUCCAUCACAAUACAAUCCACCGGCUGCUGGCUAUUUACACAAACCACCUUACCGUUCAAAAAGAGAUGCAGUAUCCUCUACAGAUUAUAAUACUACCCCAGCUACAGAAUACAAAAAAGAAGAAGAAUAUAAACAACCAGCUAGUGAAUAUGCUUCUCCUGGAUAUUCUCCUGCUACAAACUACCAAAAUUAUUAUAAUUAUGAGAAAACUCCAAAUAAUCCUCGCUGUGUUUGUUGUUCUCCUAGAGUUUACAGUGUUCAUCGAGACUAUGGAAAGAAAAAAUCUUAUGGAUAUGGCAGUGGAGAGGCAAAGAAGAAAUAUGGAGGAAAUGAAUACAAAAAAGGUGGGGAAUAUGGAAAUGAGGAAUAUGGAGGGGCAAAACAAGGAUAUGAAGCACCAAAAUAUGAAGCACCUAAAGGAUAUGAAGCACCGAAGUAUGAAGCACCUAAAGGAGGAUAUGAAGGCGGAUAUGAGGCACCUAAAGGAUAUGAAGCUCCAAAAGGGGGAUAUGAGGCACCGAAAUAUGAAGCACCUAAAGGAGGAUAUGAGGCACCACAAUAUGGAGGUUAUGAAGGACCGCAGUAUGGCCCACCACAGGGAGAAUAUGGGGCACAAGGAGGCUAUGAAGGAGGUUAUGAACAGAAAGGCUACGGACCAGAAAAAUACAACAACAAAUAUGAAGAGCCAGCAAAACCAUAUGAACAACCACCCCCAAAUUAUGAACAACCACAAGGCUAUCAACAAUAUGGAGAAAAACAAGAAUACUAUCAAGAAAAACCAAAACAUCGCUAUGGGGACAAAUAUGGCAGCAGUUAUCAAUAUGGACGGGGAUAUAAUCAAGAAAAUAAAGAAUAUAAUAAAAAGUUGUGA
Messenger RNA from Meloidogyne enterolobii, 945 nucleotides. The record is from the annotation of a GenBank genome assembly. Lineage: Eukaryota; Metazoa; Nematoda; Chromadorea; Rhabditida; Meloidogynidae.